Myotis davidii is the source of this 1833-nucleotide messenger RNA. It is a transcript of the gene IL9R, whose product is annotated as interleukin 9 receptor. The record is from RefSeq and is a predicted model, not a curated record. Gene Ontology annotation, cellular component: external side of plasma membrane; membrane. NCBI's taxonomy places the organism in Eukaryota, Metazoa, Chordata, Mammalia, Chiroptera, Vespertilionidae. Gene Ontology annotation, biological process: immunoglobulin mediated immune response; cytokine-mediated signaling pathway. The coding region runs from base 1 to 1833 and encodes 610 amino acids. The transcript is spliced from 9 exons. Gene Ontology annotation, molecular function: interleukin-9 receptor activity; interleukin-9 binding.
AUGGGACCCAGCAGAUGCAUCUGGCAAGGUUGGACCUUGGAGAGGGCAGCCCUGACGCGCGGGAUGGGCACCUGGCUCCGGGUCUGCUUCUGGGUCGGCUUGGGAGUCUCGGUGCCCGGAGAAGGAGGAGGGCCGGGGGCUGGAACUUUCACCUGCCUCACCAACAACAUCCUCAGGAUUGACUGCCACUGGUCGACCCCAGAGCUGGGCCAGGGCCCCAGCCCCUGGCUCCUCUUCACCAGCAACCAAGCGCCGGACAGCAAGCACCGGUGUGUCUUCCGGGGCAGCGCGUGCACCGUGGUCCUGCCGCCCGAGGAGGUCAUUGCGCCUUCCGACAACUUCACCAUCACUUUGCACCGUCACAUCUCUGGGAAGGAGCAGGUCAGCCUGGUGGACCCUCAGUACCUGCCCCGGAGACAUGUGAAGCUGGACCCUCCCUCCGACCUGCAGAGCAAUGUCAGCUCCGACUCCUGUGUCCUGACCUGGGGCGUCAGCCCUGCCUUGGAGCCGCUGGCCUUGCUGCUCAGCUACGAGCUGGCCUUCAAGAGGCAGGAGGAGGCCUGGGAGCGGGCCCGGCACAAGGGUCACAUUGUUGGGGUGACCUGGCUUAUCCUUGAGGCUGCUGAAUUGGACCCCGGUUCCACCUAUGAGGCCAGGCUGCGUGUCCAGAUGGCCAACCUGGAGGACGUCAUGGCCGAGGAGGAGCGCUACGAGGGCCCCUGGAGCGAGUGGAGCCAGCCCGUGAGCUUCCUGUCUCCCCAGAGACAAGGCCUCCUGGUCUCGCCUCUGAGGCAGCCCGACAGCACCUUUGUCGCCAUGUCCAUCUUUCUCCUGCUGACCAGCCUGACCUACGUCCUGUUCAAGCUGUCACCCAGGGUGAAGAGAACCCUUCACCAGAACGUGCCGUCCCCAGAGCCCUUCUUCCAGCCUCUCUACAGUGUGCACCACGGGAACUUCCAGAUCUGGACAGGGACCCACAGAGCUGGUGCACUGCCGAGCCAGGUGGGUGUCGGUGCCGCCCAAGGAGCCUCGGAGUCCAGCGCCCGGGAGGCCAUUGCCUUGCUUACCUACGAGCCGGCGGAUCCCUGGCCGUUCGUGAGCCCAGAGGAGGAGGGCCCUGGCACUGGGCUCCCGGCAGAGGAGUUGCCUGCAGCCCUGGAGUGGGGAGGGCAGCUGCCUGCCUACCUGCCGCAGGAGGAGUGGGUGCCCGCGAGGCCCGCCAGGCCGGCGCCCCCCCAGUCAGAGGGCAGCAGCAGCGACUACUGUGCCCUGGGCUGCUACGGGGGCAGCCGCUCCCCACCUCUCCCAGGAAGCGUGCAGAGUUCUGGGCCCCUCUACGCCUCGGCCUGCGGACUGUCCUGUGACCAGCAGAGCCUGGCUGCCAGGCCAGGAGGUGGCUAUGUGGGAGCUGGUCUCGGUCAGGAUCCAGACCCCGGGAACAGGCUGCACGAGGCCCCCGGGCCUGUCCGUCUCCCAUCCUCGGCACACAGUGGGCGCGGUCCUGAAAGUCCCCGAGCCCCGACUCGGCCAGCGGCAUCGUGUCCACUUUGGGGAAAAUGGACGGAAGCUUCUGGAGCGGACCCUUGGCUGGCACUGGACGGCCUGCAGAGGGGCCAGACGCCCGUCGGGAUGGAGGCAGGAGGCCCCUCCUCCCUCCUCUCUACUGAGCGCCUGUGGGGCGGGGCCUCUGCACCCCGCAUCCUGCCUCUGCUUUCUGGCUCCGUCCCAGGCUCCUCUGAGAAGAGGGCUGCUCUGCCCUCGCCCCUUAAAGGCCAGCCUGGGCCCGGUGGACACAGUGACCAGCCGGAGUGUCCUCUUUCUGUGCCUUCCUGA